This is a messenger RNA of Mugil cephalus (flathead mullet), 2751 nucleotides long. RefSeq names its product G protein-coupled receptor 183a (gene gpr183a). Gene Ontology annotation, molecular function: oxysterol binding; G protein-coupled receptor activity. Gene Ontology annotation, biological process: G protein-coupled receptor signaling pathway. Gene Ontology annotation, cellular component: membrane. The record is from RefSeq and is a predicted model, not a curated record. The transcript has 2 exons. NCBI's taxonomy places the organism in Eukaryota, Metazoa, Chordata, Actinopteri, Mugiliformes, Mugilidae. Bases 300 to 1433 code for a protein of 377 amino acids.
CACACACACAUGUAUACACAAAAACAGCCAAUGAAAGAGAGAGAGAGAGAGAGAGAGUGAAAGAGAGAGAGAGAGCUACAACAGGAUAUUUUGUCACCAUGGUUACUGGCAGCAGAUACCGAUCUUCUGUGUGUCAUGCUGUUUUCAGCCAAGGCGGACUGACUGUAGCAGUGUCGGGGCAGCUCCUCCAACAGUGGCAAACUUCGGGCAAAGAAUUCUCUGUUCCUUUUUGGCUCCAUGUGACUUCAGUAAAUCCGAGGAGCGACGUAUUACAUCUGUGAAGUUCCUGAAAUAUCAAUAUGGGUUCAGUCACCGUGCCCGUGACCACUGCCGUCUCAUCCUACAAUGACUCUAACAAGACCGCUUGCAACAACCUGUACGACCACCGGGUUUACGCCAGAGUCAUCAUGCCUCUUUUCUACUGCAUCGUGUUCUUCGUGGGACUGUUCGGUAACUGCCUCGCCCUCCACGUCAUCCGUCCCAACCUGAAGAAGAUGAACUCCACCACCUUGUACUCCCUCCACCUGGUCAUAUCAGACAUCCUCUUCACCCUCUCCCUGCCUGUCAGGAUUGCCUACUACGCUCUGGGCUUCCACUGGCCUCUCGGCGAAGCGAUGUGCAAGAUCUCGGGCUUCAUCUUCUACAUCAACACCUACGCGGGGGUCAACUUCAUGACCUGCCUCAGCGUGGACCGCUUCAUUGCCGUGGUGCUGCCUCUGCGCUUCGGUCGACUCCGGAAAGUCAGCAACGUGCGCUACAUUUGCGUCGGCGUGUGGAUGCUGGUCCUGGCGCAGACCCUCCCCCUCCUCGGCAUGCCCAUGACCAACAAAGAGCCCGAUGGCCACAUCACCUGUAUGGAAUACCCCAACUUCGAGAAGGUUGAACAUAUAGCCACUAUACUGAUCGGCGCCGUCUUCCUGGGCUACGUCAUCCCCGUAAUCACCAUCCUGGUGUGUUAUUCUGUCUUGUGCUCCAAACUCCAUUCGUCAGCCAAGACCAACCAUUUGACAGAAAAGUCCGGCCGGAGCCGCAAGGCCAUCGGCGUGAUCUGCUGCGUGUCCCUGGUGUUCGUCGUCUGCUACAGCCCCUACCACAUCGACAUCCUGCAGUACAUGAUCCGCAAGCUGGUGUCGGAGCCCGACUGCGCCAACCUCACGGCCUUCCAGGUGUCGCUGCACAUCACCGUGUGUCUGAUGAACCUCAACUCCUGCCUGGAUCCAUUCAUCUACUUCUUUGCCUGCAAGGGCUACAAAAGGAAACUAUUAAAGCUGCUGAAGCUGCAGGUGAGCAUGUCCUACUCCAGCGCGGUGAGGACGUCGCCCGAAGGCUCCUCCAAGGACUUCAUCGACGGCAACAAGUUCCAGCUCACUUCUACCGCCGGUGGUACGACCAGUGAGAGACUCUCAGAGAGGAGAUCACACCGGCAUGAGUGAACUAAGGGACCGUAAGUUGCGUCAAACAAGAGGACAUCUUUGUGUCUCUGUGGGCAUUUUAUUUGAAGAAGAGUACUGGUGUGAGCUCUGAAAUGGACUUAGCCACAUCAUCAUGGACGCCAAGCAGCUGCUCAUCAUUUGGUUCCACUGGAAUGCAGCUACAGAAUCAAUCAUGAUUUUCAAGAAGGACAAUCCAGCGUUCUUUGUGUUAACGUAUUUUCUUGUUAAUAUUGUUGAAAUAUCCAAGAAAGCAGAGAUCAUUGCAGCUACAGAAAGAAAGGAGUGCUUUGUUUUACUUUUUCUUUCUUUUUUUUACUUUUACAACAGCGCUGGUCUGUGGUAAUCGGUCAAGAUGAAAUACACACUGAGGAACAUCUGUUAUCUGAACAGUUGGGAAAGAUAUGUGACAUAAGCACAAGCAGGGGAAGUGUGGCUGCUUAGCAUUCAGCAGCACAGCCGUCUCACAUUCUACACCCGAUCAUUCUGUCGGAUUUAGAUACUAGGACUGAUAAAGAUCUGAGUCAUAGCGGGAGAGAAGUUUCCGGUCUGUUCACAGUUGUGACACCUCUGAAAAGCCGAUAAAAUGCACAACACCUUUUUUUUUUUUUUUUAACACCUGUUGAAUGAAUGAAUUGACCAUAUCCGGUUAAGAAAGCGCCUCAUAUUUGACUCCUCUCAUUUUACUGUGUUUGUAUGACUUUAUUUAGAUAAUUUGUACACGACCUGUUUAUGGAGUUCACAUUCUUUAAAAAGUAAAAGGAAAGCAUUCAUUGGUUGGAUUUUAAUCAGAUUAAACGGCAGCAGAAAGGCAUAUUCAAAUUUUCCGGACUUGAAACCCGAAAUUUUGCAUAUACCGUUUUAGUUUGUAGCAUUUCCACCAACGGUUUUAUUUGUCACAUGUAGGAUUUUAUUUAUUAUCUUUUUUUUUUUAAUUGUUUUUAUUAUUGCACAUGUGUGAUCGGUAAACAGAAAGAAGAACAGGCCACCCAGAUUACAAAAAACAAAAGCAUAAUGUAACCAAAAGUGAAAGAGAUUGACCAAUUUCCUCUCUUUUUUAUUUUUUUUGUAUUUGGUGUUCUCUUGAAUGAGUGUUUAUCUCAUCAAAAAUAACUGCGAGAAGAAACAAGUGGAAAAAGUGGGCGUCAUUUGAUGCAAUGCAUCAAAAACAUGUAUAUAUUCCUUUAACAGUGUUGUCCACUGCGUGAUUGAUACCUCUGAAUGAUGAUCUCCAGCCUCCUCACUUCUGUUCAUACAUUUAGUUUAAAACUUGUUCGGCUCUGUAAAACGUUGUGUACGUUAAUAAAUGUUUCGCAGUCAA